Pseudocercospora fijiensis CIRAD86 is the source of this 1830-nucleotide messenger RNA. RefSeq lists its product as uncharacterized. The transcript has 2 exons. NCBI's taxonomy places the organism in Eukaryota, Fungi, Ascomycota, Dothideomycetes, Mycosphaerellales, Mycosphaerellaceae. The record is from RefSeq and is a predicted model, not a curated record. Gene Ontology annotation, biological process: mitotic sister chromatid cohesion; maintenance of mitotic sister chromatid cohesion. The coding region runs from base 1 to 1035 and encodes 344 amino acids. Gene Ontology annotation, cellular component: Ctf18 RFC-like complex; chromatin; nucleus.
AUGUCGACGCAAGACCGAGAAGCUGGCGUGCCAAUAAGCGUCUUGCCGGAAUCUGACCUGCAACAUGUACGUCUCCUCGAGCUGCCUCCAGAGCUCCUCGCACUACUCACUGGAGAAUGCCCACCAAGAUUGCAGCUGAAGUCGAAAGAAGACUUGGCAGGGAAUGCGAAAGAUGCGAACGUCGUCCUCUGCACUCCAGACAGGACCUACAAUGUUCGACAAGUCAGCACAUCCAAUAGUGUCUACUUGACCCAGACAACCGAGAAACAAGAUCCAGGAGGUGGCCCACCCACGAUCGGAGUCGAGGCCGUAGCGAAAUGCGAUACCACUAUCGAGCUGCUAUCCACCACGAAGCAGUCUGCUGUGCCAUUUAUCAAGACUGCCCUUCCGGUGUUCUCGUCUAAUGGCAACUAUGCAUCGGCUGUUCCGGUCACUAAAGCCGAACUGUUCGCUCACAUCCCGCUCAGCCAAGCUGAAUGCGAGGAGGGCUGGUCAGAAUUGGCAUGCUUUGAAUCUCCGCACCCUCGAGGUUGUUAUGUGCCCAGCGCGAAGGUGAAGUCUGAGAUAUGGCAACUCGCACUUACGGCCGCUACAGCAGACGGCAUCAGCUUGACCGAUCCCUUUCCUGACGACGACAUCCCAGCCUUCGCGAUGGACAUUUGUCAAGACUGGCCCUCGGAGCUGGUCUCAAGCGUCCUCAAAGGCGGUUCAAGUCUGACUCCAGGCGGACACUUCGCGCUUGACGAGAGCAAAGCCGUCCGCUUUGCAGGCAUAAAUCUCCUUCAGGCCAAAUCCGAAGGCAGAGCGAUUGAAGCUACAGGAUUUCUCAGAGCAUGGCGCGAUGUCUUACCGGAAGCCUGGCGGGACAAAUGUGAAUUCACUGCACUUCAGGGUUCCUAUGCUUUGCAAGAUGGUGGCAGCAUGAUCAAAUACAUCGACACUGCACCAGCAACCAUCGCAACAACAGACUCCAAGUCCUUGGGUGCCAAACGGAAAUGGCACGAAAAGUUCGCGGCCUCAAGGAAAAAGGCAUGACCUCGUUCUUCAUCGCAUCACUCAUGUAUAAAUGGGUAUCUCACAAGACAAAUCAAGCAGAAUCUCAACCAUAUAUUUAUCUCCUCAUCUUUCAUAUCAGCGUCCUCCUCAUCACAUAGGCAACCUCCUCAUUUCCUCCAACGUCCAAUACCUCCUCACAUUCUCCGCCCCCAAAGUCCUAACCUCAUCAUCCAAAUGCGUCCAGAGCACAUCCCCAAACCCAUCCAUCAACUCCUUCAACUCCUGCAACCUCAACUCCUUCUCCCCGCUCCUACACUUCGCGAUAUAUUCCUCAAACCCCUCCAAACCCUGAUGUAUCCCCUUAUGCUGCUCCAAAAGAUGCUCUUUAUUCUUGAACACAUCCAUUUUUCUCGCUAAUACAGGAAAGAUAUGUUGUUCUUCAAUCGUGUGAUGGACAGUGAGGUGGUGAGAGAAUUGUUCAGCCAAAGCCAAAAAUUGCCGGAUUGACAUUCCGUUUGGGCGAGAAUUGGUUGAGGCGGCGUGGUAGAGGGUAUUCCACGUUUGCCGGAAAUUUUCGUGGAAUAGGUCCAUAUGUUCGGCCAUGCGGUUGUAGACUCUGAAGUCUUGAGGACUCAGUUUCGGUAACUUCUCUCCUUCCUUCUCUGUUGUUGUUGGAGCGAUUUCUGUCGGUUCCGAUGCUUUUGGAAUUUCUUCUGCCGACAUUUUCUGGAGUGCGUCGUCGUUCUGUUCGGCCAUUCUUGUCGUCGUAAACCCUCGUGGUCGUAGUUUCUCGGCCUGAUUCUGUCUUGGUAUACUCCCCAACGACCUCCUGAC